This is a messenger RNA of Tripterygium wilfordii, 1451 nucleotides long. Its product is annotated as cinnamoyl-CoA reductase 1-like. Gene Ontology annotation, molecular function: oxidoreductase activity, acting on the CH-OH group of donors, NAD or NADP as acceptor. The transcript has 6 exons. The coding region runs from base 89 to 1150 and encodes 353 amino acids. Lineage: Eukaryota; Viridiplantae; Streptophyta; Magnoliopsida; Celastrales; Celastraceae. The record is from RefSeq and is a predicted model, not a curated record.
CAUACCCUACAGCGAACAAGAGAAGAAAGUUCCCGACUCACUCGCGAAUAUCGAAAAAGGUCACGCAAUCGCUAAGUGGACAAAUCUCAUGAGAGCUUUGAAUCGUUCGGUAGUAACCUCACUCACAAUCAGCGCUAACCAAAAGAAAAGGGGAAUUCUUAUUCGAUCCAUCUCUAGCUCUCAAAUGGCGUUGGACAAGGGGAGAGUUUGUGUUACGGGAGCUGCUGGUUUCAUUGGUUCCACGGUCGUCAAGCUUCUCCUUUCUAAGGACUUCAAAGUUCAUGGAACUGUUAGAGACCCUUUACUGGUGGAUGAGAGUUAUGAUCACUUGGAGAAGCUUGACAAGGCAUCGGAGAACCUGACAGUCUUCAAGGCCGAUCUACUAGAUUACAGCUCCCUUUACUCUGCAAUUGCAGGAUGCAAUGGAGUCAUUCAUAUUGCUAGCCCCGUUCCUUCCUCCACUACAACAAACCCUGAGGUGGAAGUUUUUGAGCCUGCAGUGAAGGGCACACUAAAUGUACUGAAAGCAUGCUUUGAAGCCAAGGUCAAGCGAGCUGUUGUUGUGUCCUCAGAAGGUGCCGUGUUAAUGAAUCCUGGAUGGCCCAAGGGUAAAGUGAAGGAUGAGACUUGCUGGUCUGAUAGAGAGUAUUGCAGAAAAACCAACAACUGGUAUUUUCUCUCAAAAACGGAAGCCGAAAUUCAAGCUAUGGAGUAUGCCAAAAAAACUGGGCUUGAUGUUGUUACCAUUUGUCCUACCCUAGUUUUGGGGCCAAUUCUUCAGUCCAGGGUGAAUGCAAGUAGCUUGAUUCUGAUUAAGCUUUUGAAAGAAGGUUAUGAGACAACGGCGAAUAGGCUCCGGAUGAUUGUAGAUGUGCGAGAUGUGGCUGAAGCAUUACUUCUGCUGUAUGAGAAACCUGAGGCUGAAGGCAGACACAUAUGCACAGCACAUCCCAUCAUGACCCGGGAUCUGGUUGAGAAACUAAAAAGUAUUUAUCCAAACUACAAUUACCCGAAGAAUUGCACUGAUGAGGAUGAUCAAGAACAGCAGACUUCAGAGAAGUUGCAGAAGUUGGGCUGGACUUUUCGGCCAUUGGAGGAAACCCUCAUUGAUUCUGUUGAAAGCUACCGAAAAGCUGGAAUCUUGGACUAAAAAACAUCUUUUUCCAUGUUUUCCUGCAAUGUUGUUUUUUUUUUUCCUCCAAUAAGAUAUGGCUCAAAUCUGUAAGAUAUGGGCUAAACCCGAGACAUUAUUUAGUCAUGUGGUUGUUCUUGGCUCUUUAGUACUGCUAUGUUUUUGCCGGAGGUCGUCUUAGUGGAGAGUGUUGCUGUUCUUGCUCUCUCUUGUUUGUACGAAUUUUGUGUCGUGUGGUGUACUUGAAUUGCAGGGAUUGGUUAAUUUCUGGCAUUCUUGUACAUCGUUCUUUUCAUAGAACUAUCAUUUGCAUCGAUUA